AUGCCAGAAGUACCGUUGUACGAUAUCGUCAUAGUAGGCGCUGGACCUGUUGGUCUUCUCCUUUCAGUAUCUUUGUCCCGAUGGGGUUACAAGGUCAGACAUAUCGACAACCGGCCAGUUCCUACUGCCACGGGACGAGCAGAUGGUAUUCAACCACGCUCGAUAGAGAUUUUGAAGAAUAUGGGCCUGAAACGCAAAAUCAUGGCUCAUAACCCUGCUAGAGUUUUCGAAGUCGCUUUCUGGGAUCCAGCACCUGGCGGCAAAAUCGUGCGAACAGGUACAUGGGCAAGUUGCCCCGACUUCCUCGACGCCAGAUACCCCUUCACAGCACUCCUGCACCAGGGACUGAUCGAGCGAGUUUUGAUCGAAGAUAUUGAGAACAACGGUACCCAUGUUCAACGACCAUGGACAAUUACCCGCUUCGAGACCAACAAUGUCAACCCCGAAUAUCCCGUUGAGGUCGAUCUGAAGAACCUGGACAGCAAUGUGACGGAAACUGUCCGCGCCAAAUACCUUUAUAGUGGCGAGGGUGCCCGCAGUUUUGUUCGGGAAACAUUGGGUGUGCAAAUUCGACAUAAAGAUCCCAUCUCGCAUGUCUGGGGUGUCAUGGACGGAGUGGUGCGGACAAACUUCCCCGAUAUCAAGAUGAAGUGUACCAUUCACUCGGACCACGGGAGUAUCAUGGUCAUUCCGCGUGAGAACAACAUGGUUCGUCUUUACAUUCAAAUCGCCAGCAGCACGGAUCCGGAUUUUUCACCACGCAAGACUGCUACAGUGGAAGAAGUCCAAGCAGCUGCCAAGCGCAUCUUUCAGCCAUACUACUGCACCUGGGACCGAGUAGAGUGGUACUCUGUAUACCCUAUCGGCCAAGGAAUUGCGGACAAGUACACCUUGGAUCACCGAGUCUUCAUGGGCGGGGACGUAUGCCACACACACUCUCCAAAGGCCGGGCAGGGCAUGAACACAGCCUUCCAUGACGCCAUCAACUUUGCAUGGAAAAUGCACUUGGUCGAGUCUGGUUUCGCAAACCGUGACAUCUUAUCCACGUACGAAGUCGAACGGAAGUUCAUCGCCGAGACACUCCUGAACUUUGACAACAAAUACGCCGCUCUCUUCUCCCAGCGGCAACCAACUGCCACCGAAGUCGACAGCGCCCAUAACAGUCAUAACAACGACGAGCACGACACCAAGAACGAUUUCGUCGAGAUGUUCAAAGCGAACUGUGAAUUCACCUCAGGCUUCGGUGUCGCUUACAACCCCAAUAUCUUCAACCACUCCUCAGAGCACUCCUUCCAACACCCGCUGAUCAUCAAGGACUCUCCGAAACUCCGACCCGGACGAAUAAUGCCCCCAUCCAACGUCACGCGUGUUGUUGACGCCAACGUCGUCCAUCUCGAGAACGAAAUUCCCUUCAACGGCGCUUUCAGACUGUUCAUUUACGCUGGAGCGUCUCAAUCUCCCAAGCGAGGCCAACACAAGGCCCUAUCAGACCUUGCCAGCGGCCUGACCAGCCCAGGCAGCUUCUACUCACGGUACGAAUCCAAGGAGCGACAGAGAGACAACCACCACGACAGCGACAACCCGCACAGUCGGUUUUUCUCGAUCGUGUUGACCCUCGUGGCGAAGCGCUCGGAGAUUGAGAUUUCCGACCUCCCGGCCAUGUUCCAGGACUACAGCGGCAGGAUCUACGCGGACGAUCGCAAGGACAUCCGCGUCCUGGAUGCAAAGUGCUCGGCGCACGCCAAGGUCGGAUUGACAGGGUCCGAGGGUGCGGUCGUCGUGGUCCGCCCGGAUGGACACGUCGGUGUGUCGGUGCGCCUGGUCGAGGGUCAAGGCACGGUGGAAGCACUGGAAGGUUACUUUGCCGGUUUCUUGAACGGCAUGUACGAUAAACAAGGGAAGAGUACGAGCCGGAGGACGGGGCUUGGUGGAGGUCAUGAGCACGUGAGGUCGCAGCUCUAA
Molecule: messenger RNA, 1962 nt
Organism: Exophiala oligosperma
Lineage: Eukaryota; Fungi; Ascomycota; Eurotiomycetes; Chaetothyriales; Herpotrichiellaceae
Exons: 1
Coding region: 1-1962 (653 amino acids)
Molecular function (GO): FAD binding
Source: RefSeq, a predicted model, not a curated record